GCAGCGCGUUACCCGCGUCGACAGAAAGAAAAUGUCCGAGCGCAGACAUCGUCAAGCUUCGUUGAUUACGAAACCCAUUUUCCUUCUUGCUAGCUGACUAGAGCCACGUCUGCACCGCUUGCAUUGCUUUCCCUUUCGCAUAAUCCUUCACCAUGGUAGAAUGUCCUGUCUGUACGAAGCAAGUCCAGUCAUCUAAGAUCAACGAUCAUCUGGAUUCAAGUUGCCAGACUUUCAUCAUCGAGAACCCACCCACCUCCUCCCCGGGCCCUGGGAUAUCAGCUUCAACCCAAGCGAAUGCCUCCGUUUCAGCCUCACAGAAGCGCCCUGCCUCUACGUUCUUCCAGACGCCUUCCUCGAAGCGACAAGCGACGCCGAAUGGCGUUCUAACGCCUAUAGUCAAUGGUGCACCGGGCACUUUGAAAUCGAACCCUGCUGUCAAACGAUCCUAUGACGAAGGCCCUGGCCAUGACUCUCCCGAUGGCGGCGCUAAAGGCGAUGCAAGUGCCGGCAACAACUCAGAUAAUACGGGAACUACACCUCAAAGUCCUCUUUCGAAGAGGGCUAAAACUAAAACAAAUCGUGUUGCGCCACUAGCCGAGCGUAUGCGUCCAGAGAACCUCGAUGACAUAUUCGGCCAGGAGCUUGUCGGUCCCAGUGGAGUACUACGCUCUCUCAUUGAGACAAAUCGUUUACCGUCGAUGAUUUUAUGGGGUGCGUCAGGCACGGGCAAAACAACGAUAGCACGCUGCAUAGCAAACCAGGCUGGAUCACGCUUCGUCGAGAUGAACGCUACAAGUUCUGGCGUCGCAGAGUGCAAGAAGUUGUUCACAGAUGCCGCCAAUGAACUUGCGCUGACAGGACGCAAGACGAUAAUAUUCUGCGACGAAAUUCACCGCUUUUCAAAAUCACAGCAAGACGUCUUUCUCAAGCCCGUCGAAGCUGGCACUAUAACCCUGAUCGGCGCAACAACUGAAAACCCUAGUUUUAAAGUCGUGAAUGCGCUCCUGUCGAGGUGUCGUACCUUCACCUUACAGAAGUUGACUACAGAGGACAUACAACGGAUUUUAACGCGGGCGCUUCAAUCCGAGCUUCCGUAUGCUUCAUCGACACCACCUCCACCCCUCGACGAGGAGUUUCUCGCCUACCUCGCCAACUUCGCAGAUGGCGACGCUCGCACAGCCCUCAACCUGUUGGAACUUGCUAUAUCGCUUGCUAAUCGGGGAGAGGUCACGAAAGAGGAUAUGAAAGCUUCCUUGACAAAGACCUUAGUCUACGACAGGGCAGGCGACCAACAUUACGAUACAAUAUCUGCAUUUCACAAGUCUGUUCGCGGGUCUGAUCCUGACGCCUCAUUAUACUACUUGGCGCGAAUGCUGCAAUCGGGCGAAGAUCCCCUGUUUAUUGCGCGCCGAAUGGUGGUCAUCGCCUCAGAAGAUGUCGGGCUGGCGGAUAACUCCCUGCUGAGCUUAGCGACCUCGACAUUCACGGCCACCCAACAGAUUGGUAUGCCAGAAGCGCGUAUACCACUAGCACACUGUGCCGUCGCUCUGUCCAUGGCACCCAAGAGCACGCGGGCAUAUCGCGGCCUGAACAACGCGUUCGCAGCAUUGCGCGAGCCCGGCGUUGCUGCCUUACCCAUCCCCAUCCACCUACGCAACGCGCCGACACGCCUGAUGCGCGAGCUUGGAUACGGGAAAGAAUAUAAAUACAAUCCCAACUAUAAAGAUGGGAAAGUCAAACAAGACUAUCUCCCUGAUGACCUGCUUGGCCGCAAAUUCCUCGAGGAGCGCGACUUGGGAACUGAGAUAGACCCUGACUUGGCUAUGGAAGAUGCUUGAUCUGGUGGUUAUUGCACAUGGAUACUCUUUGAUUGGUAGGACUGGGUAGGCAUUGUAUAAAAGAUGGAAAAGGAUACCUAGGAAAAAGGAAUCACGCGGACAAGCCCCGGGAAGGAAUUGGCGUGUGAUAUUGGAAGGCUUGAGUGCGUACUGUUGAUACAACUUAUAUAAAUGAUAAUCACUUUAACAAUGGCUCC
This is a messenger RNA of Xylaria bambusicola, 2035 nucleotides long. RefSeq names its product ATPase WRNIP1. The coding region runs from base 153 to 1838 and encodes 561 amino acids. Gene Ontology annotation, biological process: DNA-templated DNA replication; regulation of DNA repair; DNA repair. The record is from RefSeq and is a predicted model, not a curated record. Gene Ontology annotation, molecular function: single-stranded DNA helicase activity; ATP hydrolysis activity; enzyme activator activity. Gene Ontology annotation, cellular component: nucleus. Lineage: Eukaryota; Fungi; Ascomycota; Sordariomycetes; Xylariales; Xylariaceae. The transcript has a single exon.